This is a messenger RNA of Vigna unguiculata (cowpea), 1323 nucleotides long. RefSeq names its product myb-related protein 306-like. Gene Ontology annotation, biological process: response to auxin. The record is from RefSeq and is a predicted model, not a curated record. NCBI's taxonomy places the organism in Eukaryota, Viridiplantae, Streptophyta, Magnoliopsida, Fabales, Fabaceae.
UCAUUUUACCUAUAAAUGUACAUCACCCAAAGGUUAGGCUUCGACACAUGCUUUAGAUCCUAUCAAGUAUAGAGAAACAAAGGAAAACGACCUAUUUUCCUUUAGAGCUCAAGAGGCUAUAGAAAAGUAGAAAGACAAGUAUAAAGGCUGUGAAAUAAAAGAGAGAGACAGCAAGGAGACAUGGGAAGACCACCUUGUUGUGACAAAGAAGGAGUCAAGAAAGGGCCUUGGACUCCUGAAGAAGACAUCAUUUUGGUGUCUUAUAUACAGGACCAUGGUCCUGGCAACUGGAGGACAGUUCCUACCAAGACAGGGUUGUCAAGAUGCAGUAAGAGUUGUAGACUUAGAUGGACAAAUUACCUGCGGCCAGGAAUCAAACGUGGUAACUUCACAGAACAAGAGGAGAAGAUGAUAAUCCACCUUCAAGAUCUUUUAGGGAACAGAUGGGCUGCAAUAGCUUCAUACCUUCCACAGAGAACAGAUAAUGACAUAAAGAACUAUUGGAACACCCAUUUAAGAAAGAAGUUGAAAAAGUUGCAAACAGGUUGUGAAGGUAGCAUGGGAGAUGCGUUUUCAGGCUCAAGGCAAAUUCCUAGGGGCCAAUGGGAAAGAAGGCUCCAAACAGAUAUCCAAAUGGCGAAGAGAGCUCUGAGUGAAGCUCUUUCCCCUGAGAAACCAUAUUGUUUAUCUGGAUCAAACUCAAACCCUUCGGAUAGUAGCAGUUCCUUCUCUUCCACCAAACCAUCUCAAUCUUUGUGCUAUGCUUCGAGUGCUGAGAACAUAGCUCGCAUGUUGAAGGGUUGGAUGAAAAGCCCACCAAAGUCCUCAAGAACAAACUCAUCUGUGACUCAGAACUCCUUCAACAACUUAGUCGCAGCAGGUGCUGAUACUGCUUCCAGUGGAGCAAAGGGACCGAACAGUGUUGAAUUGUCUGAGAAUUUUGAAUCCCUGUUUGAGUUUCAUCAGUCUUUGGAAUCCUCAAACUCUGAUCAGUUGUCUCAGUCGUUUUCUCCCGAGGCCACUGUUUUGCAAGAAGAAAGGAAGCCUGAUAUUGGUGCAGAAAUAAUGCCCUUCUCUUUGCUCGAGAAAUGGCUUCUUGAUGAGGCUUCUUGCCAAGAGAAACUUGGUUAUGGUGAUGCCAAGUUUUUCUAAAUUGCUUCAUUCUGUGACAUUCAAAACUUGAUUUUUUUAAUUCACAUGUUAACACCAGCAUCGAUCUCGCUUUGGCUCCACAGAGAUUGUUUUCAAGCCUUUGGUGCUAAAAUAGUGUAUAUUUGAUUAUUGACAUUAUUAUUAUUAUUAUUAUUAUUAUUAUUAUUAUUA